UUAUAAUCUUGAGAAACUCAUUUCUUUCAUUCCAUCUUCUAUAACUCACAAAAUUAUCAAACCCUUUCUUUUUCUCUUGUGUUUUUGGGUUGAAUAAAACAGAAAAAAUAAUGGGGAGGAACAAAGGGGCUUUUGCCUCUUUUACUAAAAAUAGUAGUAGAAGUCUGUUUUUAUGGAUGGUUUUGCUAAUGCUUUCCACUAAUAACUUAGUCCUUCCAGUUGUUUCUACUACUUCCACCAACUUUGGGACUCAAAAGAACUACUAUUCUCAUGACCCACAUGUUCCAAACCCUUCUUCAGGUGCUCAUAGCAGUCCUUCUCACACACCCACACACCAUGGAUCCUCCGGUAGUCAAAGCAACUGUGGGUCUCCUCCUACACCAAGUGGUGGCAGUGGAGGCUACUACCCUUCACCUGAUCCUACGCAUACCCCUCCUACACCUAGUGGUGGUAGUGGACACUACUAUCCUUCGCCCACCCCCACCCCUCCUAGUCGAGGAGGCGGGGGAGGGCAUCAUGGUUCACCUAAACAUACACCCAAAAACCCUCCUAUUGGUGGUGGUGGUGGUAGUAGUGGUGGUUGCCCAUGCCUUUCACCACCGCCUUCGAGCGGUGGUGGCGGCGGGUAUUAUCCUCCAACUCCAUUGACUCCUACUCCUAUAGUUACUCCACCAAGUGUACCUUUGGUGCCUUCACCUCCUUUCAUUCCUCUUGUUCCAUCUCCUCCUCUUGUUCCUCGUACUCCUACGCCUUUUGAUCCUACAACACCCCCUUUCCCAUGCACUUACUGGGGAAGUCACCCAGGGUUGAUAUUUGGGGUGUUAGGAUGGUGGGCAACCGUAGGCGGAAUAUUUGGUGUAACAACAUUGCCAGGACUAAACUCAGCUACUAGUCUUGAAGAAAUGCUUAACAACCCUAGAAAUGAUGGGUAUGGUUCCCUUUACCGGGAAGGCACUGCCUCUUUCCUUAACUCUAUGGCCACCAAGGAAUUCUCUUUGUCCACCAAGCAAGUUAAGGAUGCCUUCCUUGCGUCCCUUACCUCCGAUAGGAUCGCCGCGGCGCAAGCCAAGCUCUUCAAACUUGCUAAUGAGAAGAAGCUCAAGCCUGCAACUACUUAUUCUAAACCUUAAUUAAUUGCUAGCUAGCUAGUUUAUUAAUCAAAUCAAAUGCUAUACUUUAUUACUAGUAUCUAAAAAAUAUGUCAGGUUUAAAUUUUCAUAGUUUUAAUGAGUGAUUAUGUGUUUGUUUUGUUGAUUUGUUAGACAUUGGAAGUUUGCUAUGAGUAACUUAUGAGAGAUUUGUUGUAGCACUAUGAUCAGUUUAUUGUUUCAAUGAAAUGCAUGGCUUUAGUUUUGUGCUC
This is a messenger RNA of Beta vulgaris subsp. vulgaris (sugar beet), 1360 nucleotides long. RefSeq names its product protodermal factor 1. The transcript has 3 exons. The record is from RefSeq and is a predicted model, not a curated record. Bases 111 to 1130 code for a protein of 339 amino acids. Lineage: Eukaryota; Viridiplantae; Streptophyta; Magnoliopsida; Caryophyllales; Amaranthaceae.